Plasmodium gallinaceum is the source of this 621-nucleotide messenger RNA. RefSeq names its product pre-mRNA-splicing factor ISY1, putative. The record is from RefSeq and is a predicted model, not a curated record. Gene Ontology annotation, cellular component: post-mRNA release spliceosomal complex; catalytic step 2 spliceosome; Prp19 complex. The transcript is spliced from 4 exons. Gene Ontology annotation, biological process: mRNA 3'-splice site recognition; generation of catalytic spliceosome for second transesterification step. Bases 1 to 621 code for a protein of 206 amino acids. Lineage: Eukaryota; Apicomplexa; Aconoidasida; Haemosporida; Plasmodiidae.
AUGGCGAGAAACGUAGAAAAAGGAAAAUCUAUGUUAAAUCAAUGGCUAAAGGCUAAAGAAUUGAAUGAGAAGAAAAAUUUUUUUAAAAUUCCUAAAAAAGUUUAUGAAGUAGAUGACUUGGAAUCAGCAAUAUCAUAUAGAAAAUAUAUUAUUAAAGAGAUAUGUAGCAAAAUAAAAGAAAUUCAAAAUUAUAGUUUAAGUGAUCAACACAUAAGAGAAUUAAAUGAUCAAAUAAAUAAAUUAAUUUCCAUAAAAAAUAAAUGGGAAAUAAGAAUUAUAGAACUUGGUGGCCCUGAUUAUCAAACUGAAUCAAACACAUUAAUUAAUGCUCAUUGUAGCGAAUUAAAAGGAAAUAACAAUUAUAAAUAUUUUGGAGCUGCUAAAAACUUAAAAGGAGUAAAAGAGUUAUUAUUUAGAGAAAAUGAAGAAAGGAAAAAGUUAGCUUUAAAAAAAAAAAAGGAUAAAAGAAACUUGGAUAAAUUUGUAAAUAUUCAUUAUUUUGGUUAUUGUGAUGAUGAAAAUGAAAUUUUAUUAAACGAAGAAUUAAAAAUUCAAAAAAAACUAGAAAAAAACGAUUUAAAAAUAUUAAAAAAAAUAAGGAAACUAAAAAAUAAUAAUUAA